Peronospora matthiolae is the source of this 249-nucleotide messenger RNA. The record is from the annotation of a GenBank genome assembly. NCBI's taxonomy places the organism in Eukaryota, Oomycota, Peronosporomycetes, Peronosporales, Peronosporaceae.
AUGUUGACCGACUUCAUCUUCCACCAGAUGGCUAAUCAAGUGUUCGAGGACGCAGGUGUAACGACGACGCUCUCGCUUUCGUGGGUGUCGAGGUUCAAAGCCCGACACGGCAUCAAGUCUUACAGACUGCAUGGCGAGGCGGCCUCAGUCGAGCUAAAGACCUUUCACCAGCGGCGCCAAGAACUCCGGACCCUUCUCGACGGCUACGCGGCGUGCGAUGUUCUCAAAAUGGAUGAAAUCGGUAUAUGA